AUGGACACCACCGCCUCCAAUGAGCACGGCAGCGCACCGCCGGCGACAUUCACCUACACCCAGAGUCCCGGUGAGAACAACAACGGCGGAUCCUGGAAUGGCAGCUCGGUGGUCGCUGAUGCCUGCAAGGGGAAGGACGUCGUCCCGAAUGCCCAUGGAGGAGAACUUGGCGCGGCCGGCGGCAGCCACACCAACGCCGGCCUGUCCAAAGGUAAGCACUCAGCAGCGGCCGUAACUGCAGCCGACGUUGCCAACGACAACUUAUCGAAGGGUAGGAGCUUGGCUGCUGACGCUGGCGCCACGGUCGGCGGCAGCAGUGGGGGCGACAAGGCGCACAUCAUCACUGAGCGGGAGCGGCGCAAGCGGAUGAAGAACAUGUUCAGCAGCCUGCGCGCGAUCCUCCCCCACGUUCCCGAGAAGACCGACAAGGCGACCUUAGUGAGCGAGGCGAUCGGCUACAUCAGGGUCCUGGAGGACACGGUGGUGAAGCUGGAGAAGCGAAAGCUGGAGCUCGAGUUCGCGCGGCAAGCCGCCGCCGCCGCCACCGCCGAGGACGGGGCCACCUCGUCGUUGGCGCCACAGCAUGCCGCGCAGGGGGGCGCCAUGUCUUCGGUAGUCUCGCAUGGCUCCGACUGGCAGCAGCAGCAGCAGCCUGUGGCCGCGUCAGUGCCACUACCGGCCACUGCGGUGACCGUGGCGCCAGUCGGGUUCCAUACGUGGUCGGGGUCGAACGUCGUGCUGAGCGUAUCGGGCGACGACGCGAACAUCAGCGUGUGCGCGCCGCGGCGCCCCGGCGUGCUGACGUUGGUGUUGUCCGUGCUGGAAAAGCACCGGAUCGACGUGAUCGCGACGCAAGUCGCGUCCAAUGGCGUCCGGAGCAUGUUCAUCAUCCAUACCCAUUUUAUUGAAGUUGAUUCUACUGGAAUAGCAAUGGAAAUAGUUCAUUUUCCUCACAAUCUUGAGGGAUCGGACCUGAUCUGCACUAAAUCCAAAGGGAGAGAUGACUAG
Molecule: messenger RNA, 1008 nt
Organism: Phragmites australis (common reed)
Lineage: Eukaryota; Viridiplantae; Streptophyta; Magnoliopsida; Poales; Poaceae
Product: transcription factor bHLH95-like
Exons: 3
Coding region: 1-1008 (335 amino acids)
Biological process (GO): endosperm development; regulation of DNA-templated transcription
Molecular function (GO): DNA-binding transcription factor activity; protein dimerization activity
Source: RefSeq, a predicted model, not a curated record